GACUGAGAGGAGGAGUAGCUGGUGCAGUAACAACAUCCUGGAUAUUGGAGCCUGGCGGCGCACACGGCUGCAGAAAUAAAGGAGGACCCAAGACAUAAACAGUUCGCCUAACGGGAGGUUAGGGUGGACGUGAAGAUAACGACUCGACCCAACCCGUUCUGACCCAGAGAAGCUUUCGGAUCCAAGCGAGGAUCAUGUAUCAGAAUGAUGACAAGACCCUCACGAGCAAGUGGAAUCAGCUGUGAUCUACGGGACAACUCCAUUUCUAAGAGAUAAGCAGACAUUCGGCAGUAAAGCUCCACAAUGAGAUAAUAGUGCGGCUUACGCAAAAAACGACCUUGACCCUUAUCCCACCAUAUUUCAGUUCUUUAUUAAAAUAUGACCACGCCGGCUCUAUUGCCGCUAUCGGGACGUAGGAUACCUACCCUCUCGCCAGGUGCCUCCUCAUUCCCCCAUCACAGAGCCACCUUAAGGCUCUCAGAGAAGUUCAUCCUCCUCCUCAUCCUCAGUGCCUUCAUCACCUUGUGCUUCGGAGCGUUUUUUUUCCUCCCGGACAAUUCCAAACACAAGCGCUUUGACUUUGGUUUGGAGGACGUGUUGAUACCGCACAUCGAAUCAGAGAAGGAGUCGAGGCACAGCAGCAGACAGGUCAUACAUGGCAUAGGAGGUCAUGACGAGCAUCGGCACAGGGAAGAAGAGGAGAGCCUUCGUGACAAGAUCCGUGCAGAUCAUGAGCGUGCACUGCAGGAAGCGAAGGAAAAGCUCCGCAAAUCCAAAGAGGAGCUGAAGGCAGAGAUCCAGACAGAGAAGACCAAGGUAGCCGAGGACCUGAAGAAGAAAGAUGGACCCAAACCAUUGCCUCCAGUACCUAUGCCCAAACUGGUAGGGGUCAGUGACGGUGACCCUGAGGAUCCUGACACCAAGGAAAAGAGGGACAAAAUCAGAGAGAUGAUGAAACAUGCGUGGGACAGCUACAGGCAAUACGGCUGGGGCCACAACGAGCUCAAACCCAUCGCCAAGAAAGGACAUUCCACUAAUAUCUUCGGUAAGUAAGUGUUGGAGUCUCAU
Messenger RNA from Carassius auratus (goldfish), 1068 nucleotides. Its product is annotated as mannosyl-oligosaccharide 1,2-alpha-mannosidase IB-like. Gene Ontology annotation, molecular function: calcium ion binding; mannosyl-oligosaccharide 1,2-alpha-mannosidase activity. Gene Ontology annotation, cellular component: Golgi membrane; endoplasmic reticulum; extracellular exosome. The record is from RefSeq and is a predicted model, not a curated record. The coding region runs from base 379 to 1053 and encodes 224 amino acids. Lineage: Eukaryota; Metazoa; Chordata; Actinopteri; Cypriniformes; Cyprinidae. Gene Ontology annotation, biological process: carbohydrate metabolic process; mannose trimming involved in glycoprotein ERAD pathway. The transcript has 5 exons.